Messenger RNA from Blepharisma stoltei, 1350 nucleotides. Lineage: Eukaryota; Ciliophora; Heterotrichea; Heterotrichida; Blepharismidae. The record is from the annotation of a GenBank genome assembly.
AUGGUCGAUCAAAAAGAUGCCUAUUUCAGUAGCUUCACAAUGAUUAAAGACAUUUCAAGGAAAAGCACAAAAACCAUUAUUUGAAUUGUACAAUUUAAGCAUUACCAGGAAAAUUUAGGCUUCCCUAGAACUGCAGUGAUGAAGAGAUACAAUGAGGCAUCAAAUAGACGUAUUGAAAAAGAAGCCUUAAUCCUAGAAUACGUCGGGAGGCUACACAAUAAUAUUGUAAAAAUUUACCAUCACAUGAUAAUUGGAGGCAAAUUUACAAUUUUCAUGGAAACCUGCAGCAAAGACAGCAUUGCCUACAUGAUAUUACAAAAUAAUGGAAGAGAAGUCUGAAAUAAAAGCCAACUUAUAAAGAAUUUUAUCACGGUUUCAGAAGUUUUAGCUUACCUUCAUCUAAUCAAUAUUGUCCAUAGAGACAUCAAGCCUGACAACAUAUUUGUGUGCGAAGAUGAUGAAUGGAAGAUCGGCGAUUUUGGAGGAGCAAAAAAACUUAUUAAAUGCAAUGAGCCUAAUACAGUUGCAGGGACAGAACUUUAUAUGUCCCCAUUUUUAAUAGAAAAGUACAACCUCAAAAUCCCUAAGAGCGAUGAUAUUGAUCCAAAGAAAGAAGAUGUGUACUCACUGGGCAAAACUUUUUAUGAAAUCGCCAGUAUGAGCCUAUAUGAGAAAUUUCCACAAAAUGAGACACAAAGCAAAAAACAAGUACGUCGUGGCAUGUUAGGGCACAGUAAAGAGCUGAUAAGCAUUGUUUUAAGCAUGCUAGCACACAAUCCUAUUAAAAGGCCUUCUAUGAAAGAAGUUUGAGAAAGACUGAGAGAGCUCCAGGAAGCUUUUGCAAAAUUAGAAUACUCAGAAAUCCAGGAUGCAAUGCCAGUUGAAGAAGAAAAAAGCUCAGCUCGAGAAGCUAACAUGAUUAUAAAUGUUAAUUCAAUCCUUCAAAGUACAAUAGAAGGAAGAAGGCCAGCAAUGAGAAUUUCUGACUAUUAUGCCUCAUCUUCGUCAGCCCAUGAAACAGAAACUGUUCAUGAUUUUUCUGGCAACUUUACUUUGGAAGAAUUCAAUGAUUAUUUUUCUAAUGGGAUGGAUGUAGAGGAGAACUCUGGUCAGGCUGAAAGAUUAAAUGGAGAAACCUUGGUUUUGAAUGGGCUAGAAAAUCUAGGAAUCAGUCAAAGCUAUUUGCAUAAUGGAAAAGUAAGAUGCAGCUGUGGGCUUGAGGUUGAGUGGGAGGAAUUUGAAUCAUAUUUUACGACAUGUUUGUCUUUUGAGCAAAAUGCUACAGAUAUUUGCUGCAACCAUUGUGGAAAUAGAUACCCUCAAGAACUGAUUCAGAAAAUUACACAAUAA